Molecule: messenger RNA, 720 nt
Organism: Guyanagaster necrorhizus
Lineage: Eukaryota; Fungi; Basidiomycota; Agaricomycetes; Agaricales; Physalacriaceae
Exons: 5
Coding region: 193-474 (93 amino acids)
Source: RefSeq, a predicted model, not a curated record
CUCAAGUUAUCUCGACACCCACCGGAACCCGGUUUCGAGUGAUACUUCGGACAGGGUUAGGAAGAUAGCAAGAAAUUAUCACUAUUCUCGCCGAGGAUCAUUUCAGCGCUAUUCAGUCCAGGAAUAGGCUAUGCGUUUGCGAAAAUAUGAAUAUUUCUAGUACAGCUUUUCGGUCCACCUCUUCAGUUGCGUAUGUCCGGUUCAGAAAACUUGCGCGAUACUCAGCCGUAUGAUGGAGAGUCGCAGAAAGAUUCAGAAGCACGUACACUGAUAUUCUGCUGUAACGAACAACAUAUAGCAACUUCAAGCGUUCACGUGCCCGUUAAGACUUACCGUGCCGAUGUUACUCUGCCUAUACUGAAGUUUCCAUUGAGGAGUAUUGGUUCGAAGAUGUCAUAUCUCCAAGAUACUGUGCACUCAAUUUUUAGCAACAAGGGCUACAUGCAAUUUGAGCUCGCGGUCCGGUAUUUUUAGCUACCAGUCCGUCCCCAGUAGGGCCUCUUGACGAGUUGGGUUUUUAAAUCAUGACGAUUUUAAAAUCGCAUUUUUUAGCAUGUGUCUCAGAGAUUGGCAAAUGAUGUUGUAGGCCUGUCCAAUCCAAAGUACGGCAAUUCAAACCGUUAUAUAGACGCAACAUGUUUCCUCCUUAGUUCAAGCACCAUUGAUUCAAUUGAUGCAGACGGACGGAUUCACCGAUGGCGAAAAUGAAAUUCAGUGUGU